This is a messenger RNA of Porites lobata, 6990 nucleotides long. The record is from the annotation of a GenBank genome assembly. Lineage: Eukaryota; Metazoa; Cnidaria; Anthozoa; Scleractinia; Poritidae.
GUCUCAAAUAUCACGGCUCAGCGGGUCACAAAGGACUCUGAUUUCUGUCUCGGUCAAGAAAUCGUGAUCGUAGAUUUUUCAUUGAAGAUCGCGAUCUUUCGUGUCCAUUAUUAGCUGAAUUUUCAAGGAAAUGGCAGGAAAAGAGAGUAUUUACAGAUCAGAGACGUCAUUAGAUUCUACAGGACGGGCCAUGGAGUGGAACAGAAAUCCACUUCGAAUUUCAGGUGCUCAAAGUUUUGACGUCUCACCGCAAAAUUAUGCUGAAAGUAUUCUAAACGUUGGCUCACCGCAGAGACGAAUUAAUCCCGUCUUGUCAUCAUCUCACAGCCACAGAAAUGGAUUUUCUAAGAGCAUGUUCGAUCUUUCUUCAUCGAGAAACGGGUCUCGAAAGAGCGUUAUGUUCGAAGAAGAUAUCUUCGAGCAUAAAGAGAUGUUACAACGAGCUAGGAAUCGCUUCAAAGAACUGGAACUUAAGUACCCUGAGAUAUUUAAGAAUUCUAGAACUUCUUCGGUGUUAUCUUCCUCAGAGUCGCCAAAUUCUGGGAGCAUUGAUCAAUCAGAGUCGUUUGAACUGAAAGCAGUGGAGCGUCAAGAUAUACAAACAUCAAAAACAGAUACAUUACAAGUGCUAGGAAGUGGGGAAAAUGAUUAUAACCCUUCCACCGCUGUUGCUAUAUCAAGACGAAGACCGCCACCUCUCUCAGUGGCUAUGAAACUCCACAAUCUUGAGGACAGUUACGAUAGUGCGUUCGAUGAAAUCGACCACGAUCGCGACUCGGUGAAUUCGAAAACGUCCCACGAACCCACACCAACCUGUUUGGGUGUUAAUAAACACUUUCUUUACCCCGGGGAUAGCGUGGAAUCGGACAAGGAUAGCGGAAUAUCGACAGAUCGUACUCCAAAUUCGAGAACUGUCAAACCAGUAGUAUCCGCAGAAAUGGGUCUAAAGGGUACGCAAACACUUCCGACGAAAUCGCAAAGUUUGAUUGCGUUGUCGUCGUCAAGGAGGAAUUCCCUAGAGUAUUUAAGCUCUGCCUCUGAUUUUAAUGCAAAGAGGGUAGACCGCCGAGGAAUUCUCAAAUCUGUCGCUUACAGAAAUCAGGAAAUCAAAUCUGAAAGCUUGGAUAGCCCUGGUUUUGCGGCCAACCAUAUUCACUGCAAUCAAGGAAGGCAAAGUCGAAGUGGGUCCUUGUCUAUUGGCAACAAUCGGAGGGGUGAGUUCUCGGUUAAAUUAUAUUAUUGUUGUAGUUCGCGACUUCUCACCUCUUUAACUGUCUCUUUCCACUCGGUGUUUAUUGGUGCAACUUUGGUUUCCCCCCGCAAAUACUAAAUAAUCCAAGUUUUGCAAUAAUUCAGAAGAUUGAUGUGAUCGAUGUGUGGCAUAUAAUCAUGAUCCCUUCGUUUGGGAGCGUGUAAAAAAUUGUAGCAUUCAGAACUGUAUUCGCUUUAGUUUUGUCUCGAAAAAGUGGCUUAAACUAACUAUCCAAUUCGCCCAAAAGCCAGAAAGUUUAACCUCGGUAUUUACAGUUGGUUAGCUUAAUUUUCUACGUCUAGUCCAUAAAUCAAAGGCAAAGGUUACGUUAAUGUAUUGCUACCUAAGAGUUGUCAAACAUACACACACAAAGAAAAACACAGUCGACAACAUAUAAUAGAGUAAAUUUUACUGUUUCGGAACUGUUUCUAUUUUUGAUUCCUGUGCUAUUUAUAAAAAUUGUAUUUUCAGAAUCGCGAAAGCACACAUUAAAAUGAUAUUCAUGGUGAUUUGUCACUUGGGGGCAUCCUUAUAACAGGAAACACCAUCAAAUAAUGCUCUUCAAAUUUAAAUAUCGGCAAAAUUCACUUAUUUGAGGGACUGAUAUUUCUGGUGAAAACUCGAUUAAAUGAGUCUCUUCAUGCUGAUAUGAUUUUUUUACGUACACUGUAAAUUUUUUUAUAAGCAAAGUUCGAAAGCGAUUGCUAGAUACUCUUUUGGUCUUCCGGUAAUCGGCCAUCGUUUCCGUGGAUUGACGCAAAAGUAAUGUUUUGUGUUUCAUUAGAUGCCCGUCUAAAAAUAAAGUUAGACCCACAAUUGUAGAGAACGAUCCGUCUGUGUUUGCUUUUAUCCUCUUCCAGCCCGGAGCACCGAGAAAGUUUCCACUUAUUUUAAAAUCGAAGCUUGCAGCAAAAUUUCGUGCAUGUCGCACUCGCCCUAUGAUCUGUUAAAAGCAAUUUACCAAUCUAUCAAUGGCCGAUCUUUUUAUCGAAUGUUUAUUCAGUGAUUACUUGAAAAGCGGUAUAAAAUUAGUUGUGGAGUGAAAAAAGGGCCGAUUUAUUGUGGGGCAAAAAGCAUACAGCUCUCGUAUUUAUUCGAUAAUGGCAACAUUUACUGCCGGGAAACUAUGAUUGGCCGCGUAUUUGACUAAUUUGUUACUUUCAUAUUUAGAGAAUCUGCCUUUUAGCCAGGUGUUGUAAAAAAACAAAAUUGAAUCGACUCGACACUAAUUUUAUUUAAGUUUUAUAGACAAGGAGCGUAUUUUUUUAUGUACGCUAAGAUAACUUCAUUGUCAGUUUAAAGCAAUUUUAACCGACGUGCUUGUGAAUAAAUUGAUUUUAGAACGCCUUGCUCGGUAUGAUCUAUAUAUAUAUUGUGGCGAGUAAGAAAUUUCCUCUUACGCAAAGAUGUGAUUGUUUAUGUAAAUAAUUUACUUAUACACGCUUAAAAUACACCAGUUUACGUCUUUCAGAUAUUUUUGGAAGAAUAUCAGGAUGCGUGAAUUAAAGAUUGUAAAAAACCUAUUUAAAAUUGACCGGAACAUUUCCACUUUCAUUAAAAAACAUAGAAUGUUUUUUUUUCCGUCUGAAGAGACUAAGGAGGAAGGAAGUGAAGUAUAUUAAAUCUUACUGUAUUCGAAAUUAGGCUGUGAAAAUUACAAAUAAUUGAACUCCGAUUGCAACACAUCCUAGGAAGGCUAUAUAUUGUAAUUUUCGAACGCAAAAAGCGCUGAAGUAAUUGCACCCUCGAUCAAGUGUUCUUUUUUCGGGGAGCGUGAAAGUCGCAGGUUCAAAAUAGAGUUAACACGCUUGCUGGUACCGAUUUUAACGUUAACAGCGAGCGGAGAAAUGAUUCAAAAUUUUAUUAAAAUAGCACGUCAUUUUUUGGGGGACGGACUGUGAACAAAGUUAAUUACAGUUGCUCAAAAAAAAGAGAGGAAAAUUAAAUGAUGGACCUAAAUACUCUUGGCAAUAAUAUUAACAUAGUUAGCUUUUGGUGUUGUUUUUUUUUUUCAAUACAGUACACAUUUAUUUGUAGUAUAGUUGGCAUCUAGUUCGUUCAAAUUGAGCUUUCCUCAUUGAAGUCAGAGUAUAAAAAGCAUAGUGCGUGUACACAGCAACAAAAAGGCAGUUGUGCAACACGCCUUGAACUCUCACAUUUAGCAAUAUUAGGUGCAUCAGUAAUGCUCUUAAAAGCAUUUAAGUCGAGCUUGCUUGGGGACUAGAUAAGAAAUGAGGAAGCAACUAAUUCUACGCAAACAGGAUUUCCUCAUUAAAAGUUUUUCAUGUCCUACUCUAUCGACAGUCAAGUAUUCUUCAGGAUAUUUACUUUUUACAUCUCAUUCGGUGAUUUGUUUCUGAAUUGAUUGAAUUGAGUACACAUGUAUAAAUACACGAAAAUCAAUGCCCUCAAUUUGAGAGAAAUUUCAUCAUUGCCAAAGAGCAAAAACCUCAUUUCAAUCAUCACCGAAAAUAAACUGCAUGCUCAUCACAAGACUCAUUUGCAUACGAUGAAAGUUUUACAACACCCAACCACAAAGUUUUGCUCAUUAAGAUUGUUCUUUUUUUACCACUGAAGUAUUCACUUGUUCCAAAGUAAUCAAAGCUUUCAAGCAAUAGAAUUUCUAGACCAACCUGUUCGGAAAAGCUUGUCAUCUUUAACAUUGAUCUUUCCUAAGCUUUCUUCACAAAACAUACAUGGCACUCUGGAAAAUUUUUGUAUGUUGUUAGUCACAUUGCAAUAUUCUUACCCCCAGUUUCCACGGUCUCCGCUAGGAAUGCCUGGGAUCGUGAUUCCCCUCUUUUGGCUCGCCCAAACACACACAAAAAAGAAAAGAAAUGCUUGCAUUUUUAGAGUAUCACUGUUAAAGCAUGCUUGACUAAAAAAUAAAACCUGUUAAAAAAUCUUUAACCUUUAACCAUGCAUGUAUGGUGAAAACCUGUGUUGAGCAGACACAUCGGUGCAAUGUUCAUUAAAUGUAGAGGCGUUGGCUUAAUAUGAAUUGUGUAAAGGGGAUAUGGAGACAGCAGUUUGGGAGUUACUGGUUUUGCCAGUUGAACACAGUUUGCCCAUUUAACAUGGGGUUCUCUCAAAACAGGUUUUACUGUAGUCUAGUCUUAGCCUGUGUUGCUUGCAGAUGUAAUCUAACGCCAGUAAGUAAUGUCUGCGAAGCAGCACCAAAAUCCUUGUUCUGGCCCCCCAAACAGACUCAAUGAAAUUCAAAAUUAAUCCACCAACCAAGUAUGUUGAUUUAUGCUUCCAAAAGCGCAACAUUCAAAGUAGUAAUGUAUUGGGAUAGAAUUUUCCUUGAUUAACAAAUUUCUUUGCUUUUCUAAACAGGUUCAAGUAUCUAUCGCCGGAGCAUUUUUUCUGAAAGUCAUAGUUUUAGCGGCAGUCAAGAUGAAACUGAUUCUGAUGCUGAAACUGUUUGUAGUGUGCAGAGUGAAUUUAUACUGCGACCACAUAUGUCGGCACGUCAAAGAUACUUCAGCACCUACAAUCUUAAUCCAAUUUCUGAGAUCACAUCUGAUCCAAGAGACAUUAUGGUAAAUCACAAAUGGAGGAGCAUGCCGGAGCUCGCAAGGAGCAACAGUCUUGGAAGUAGUGGUGACUUCCUUCAUGUUGGCUUUGAUGAAAAAAAGCCAAAGAAAAAGAGGCGUAAGUUUGGGCGUCGAUCUGGUCUGUAUAUUGUAAAUGAUGUACCAGUUAGUGAGAAGCCCAGGCUGUCUAUAGACAAGGGGAAAAGCAAAAGUAAGAUUUUCAGCAAGAAAUCAAAGAAACAAUCUUUACAUGUCAAUGAGCUGACCAAAAAAUGGUUUGACUCUCGAACAGCUGUGAGCCGGCCUACUGGGGGCCAGAGCUUGGGAAGAAUUGUGGCAAUGCGAGAAGACCUGGGAAGUGCUUAUGUUUUGGAAUUGCAACGAUGCCCCGGUGGAUUAUUUGGAUUUUUUAUUCAGAAAGGUUUCAAUCAGUACAGGAAAGGAGUGUUUGUAAGCCGUAUUAUGGACGGUGCUUCAGCAAAAUUCAUGGCAGGACUUCUUAAUCCUGGUGAUGAGAUUCUUGAGAUCAAUGGAGAGAACACAUCCUGCAAGACUAUGUCAGAAGUCCAUAACAUCCUUGCAAACUCUGACAAACUGAAUUUGACUGUGUUACCCAUCUUAGGUCGUAAAGACUGGUAGCUUUAUAGUAGCAUUUUACAAGUAGGAUAUGAAUUUAAUGUAUUAUAAAAAAAAUAGUAAUAAUUUAUUUCAUACCAUUUGCUAUAAAUAUUGGUCACCGAUCAAGGAAAGCAAAAAUCCUUUCUACUGAUCCUAUUUUAUCAUCGUAGACUAAAAUCUAAAAAUUGAAUAUUUGCUUCUUAAAGAAAUGUAAAUUGAAUGUGACUCAAAUCUUAUCAGGUUAUGAGCCUUUUAUGCUAAGUGUAUCUCACUGUCUGCACUUCUGGUGAAGAUAUUUUUAAUGUAUUUGAAUGUGUUUGAUUAGGGAGGCAUGCUUGUAAUAUAAUAAUUAUUAUAGCAAGCAUUAGGCGAAUGUUUAUUUAUGAAUGUCCCUAAUAAUAGUUCUGUGAAGAAUUUGACUUCAAUUUUUUUACCUAUGACUAGCACUUAAUAUUUGAUGACUAUUCUUAUAUAUGCUUCACUACUUCAGGGCUGAAGGCCAGGAAGUUUUGCCAUGGCUUCUUUAAGCAUAGCCCCCAGCUACUCUUACAGGAAAUAGAAGCAAAUAAAAAAAGAACUUCCUGGGUGUUGAAUUCUCCACCUGCUUCAGUCAAAAUACUCAGAACACAAAAUAUAUGAUUUUUCAUUCACAGAUAUAAUUCUGCGGGCUGGAAGCAUUGUAGUUUCUCGUAAAAUUGUCUUCUUCAGUGCUUUCAAUUUUACAAAUUUAUUUUUGUCCUUGUAUAAUAAAACACGAAAGAAAAAAAUUACAAUUUAUUUAACAGAAAACAUUGCUUCAUGUGAUUGUACAUUUUGAUAUUGAAUAUACCUCUGCUUGACAGACAAAUCUAAAUUUUUCCUCAUUAACCACAGUUGUGAAACUUGACAAUAUCAUACAUAUAAUUUAUACCAGCUUUAGUCGUCUAAAAUCUUGGUUGGUUUGGUCCUUUUUAUUAGCAGGGUGGUCCAGACGUAUAGGAACUCCACUUGAAGCAAGUAGUAAUAAAUUAAAUUGAAGGAAGUUUGAAUCACAGGUUCAUGAAAAGAAUUUGUUAUUUUUUGAACUAGUAACUUAUAUCUUACACUACCUAUUGAUUGAUUGUAACACAUUUUCAUGCACAAUGAAUUAAUAUUUUUGUGAAUUUCUAUUUGUGCUCACCACUUUUGAUUUUCACAAUUACAUUCGACAGUUUACUGAAUAGUUAGUGGAUUUAUUUACCUUUUAAUUACACAGACACUAAACAUUUCCAUACCACAUGUACAAAAAUUUCUGCCAACCAAGGCUCAAUGUUACCAUAAAUAGCUGUUAUUUAAAACACUGCCUGUUUUAACUCGAUAUUUAGUAAUGUAUAAGUGAAAGCAAAAAUAUUUUUGUUUAAAAUAAGUGGUUUUAAGACUUUGUCUUAUGUGGAAUGACAAAUUCAACAUUUGCAGAUUUAUAGAACUGAAGUAAACUUAAUUAAUUUAUACUGGUUCUAUUAAGAUACAAGCAUGUAUCAAAUAGGCUAAUCUGUAAAUAAAUAGUACUGUUGGAUCAGUAUCAUGGUAUUUGGUUUGUCAAACUUGGGUUAAAAAAUCUCA